GAUGGCUCCCAAGCAGAAAAGCUUCGAGAGGACAUGAUAGAGCUCGAGCUCUCCGAGGGGGCAGAUCUUACCCCCUGGAGGGGGGCGUGGUGGAGGACUCCGGGGAUGAGGCGCAGAAGCUACUCUCCAUCCUGGAUGAAGGAAGAAAGGGCAGGAAAACAGAGGAAAAGGAAAAGGAAGAGUGUAAAGACGGGGAGAAGGGGAGGGGAUCACCCAGUAAAACGAAGGAAAGUUCAAGAAGAAGGAAAGCAAGUUCCAAGGAAAACGAUCACAAUUCAGGUCAAAGGUCAGGGGAGCGUAGGAGAAAAUCAAGAAGAAAAGGAAGGAAGUUACCGCAGAUGCCAACUCAAGCAUCAGCCAACCUCCAAUCCGAAUUACUUGCCGCCGAACAAAGGCCCCUUGCCUCGCCCACCGACGAAUCACAAUCACCAACAGACAACUGCCAGCCCCAGUCAUCUCCCUCACCGAUAACAUCACCUGAGACACCCGUCAAAGCUGUACCACAAUCAUCGUCUCAACCUACACGGCCCAACCAACUCAGCCUCUCAGCCGCCACCCUCCACCGCACCUCCGCCCCCUUACCGGACCCUGUCUUACCCCACGAGGACGUGCCGCGCCCCAUUGUGGAUUCCAUCGCGCCCCACUUCACCCCUUUCCUCUCCAACACAAACCUCCUCCUCCAGGAGGACUCCAGCCCGGAGAGCAUCCGGAAGAAGAAGACGUUCUCCAUCAGACGAGCGCCUCAAUUCCGCAGACCACCACCACCUCCAAAGGAGGAGGAUCACUCUGAUGAUGAAAAGCCGUGCUUCCAGCCUGUCACGUUGGUGAUCGACGGAGAACUCAAGGUUCAAUCCCACAAGGCCCUUUAUCGCUUCUUCCCUCGCCAUGACGACGAACUCCUCCUGGACAAGGAUGACGCUGUGUACGUAGAGGUCAAAGGUGAUGACCUUUGGUAUGAAGGGAUCAACCUGAGGACCGGAGACGAGGGAUGUUUCCCCAGCAGAUAUGUGAGGGAUUAUACAUUGGAAGUAGAUGGUGAACCUGGUGCACCAAUCAAAAGAGUUCAUAUAAGCAGGUUCAGGCUCCAGUUUCUAGGUUCGGUUGAAACGCCCUUUCACCGUGGCAAUGAGGUUCUAUGCAGGGCCAUGCAGAAGGUCGUGAUGGCCAGGAGGAUGACCCCUGAACUUCGACCUCCGACAAAAUGCAUUCUAGAAAUCAGCGACAAUGGGGUCCGAAUGAUCGACCAGUCAAAGCCCCUUAAACCGGAGGAGAAGAAGGAUUCUGUGCGGAAGAAGGUGGAGAAGUUCCUGGGUGGCAAACAGAAAGAACACAACUACUACUUCUCACUCAAGAAUAUAUCAUACUGUGGCUUCCACCCUCAAAGCUCAAAAUACUUUGGAUUCAUCACCAAACAUCCCAACGACCGACGCUUUGCUUGUCAUGUGUUCAUAACAGAGAAUGCGCAGAGUGGGAAACCACUGGCUGAGGCCAUGGGUGCUGCUUUUAAACGGUUCUACGCCGAGUUCCUAGACUACACCAAUCCUACCGAAGACAUCUAUUUAGAAUGAGAACCACGUAGUAGGAACUCUACAGACGAUUCCUAAACUACACCAACACCAAGGCACUGAGCUGAAUAGCGGCAUAGUGGUAGGCAGUACCUAAAAUAAAACCUGUGAUGUAUUCUAUAGUGCUGUUGUCGACACCAAUUCUGCAAAAGUUU
Messenger RNA from Strongylocentrotus purpuratus (purple sea urchin), 1720 nucleotides. RefSeq names its product C-Jun-amino-terminal kinase-interacting protein 1. Gene Ontology annotation, cellular component: cytoplasm. The record is from RefSeq and is a predicted model, not a curated record. Lineage: Eukaryota; Metazoa; Echinodermata; Echinoidea; Camarodonta; Strongylocentrotidae. The transcript is spliced from 9 exons. Gene Ontology annotation, molecular function: protein binding. The coding region runs from base 339 to 1568 and encodes 409 amino acids. Gene Ontology annotation, biological process: regulation of JNK cascade.